ACACGAAGGAUGGAGCUGUCACUUUAAAGAUUCCAGGGUCUGUGAGCCCGGCCCCGCCCCCGGCUGCUCUCCUUCCACCAGGAAAGCCUUCCAUCCAUCCAGCUGACACAGGUGAUCGCAUCCUACUCCGGGGACAGGAGGUGACCACAGCCGGUCCUAUGAUGACACCAGGAACAGACCAGCUGACAUGAAGAUAUCUUCACGCUAAUCUACAAUCCUUAGCACGUGGUAAAGAAACACCUUCCAAGAUGGGGAACAGCUUGCCUUCUACUGCCAGUUGGGUUCGGUUCUGCCAGAAACUGAACAGGGUGAAGACUCUGGAAGAUGACUUAAUGGAGACCUCGCUCAAGAGAUGCCUUUCCACUCUUGAUCUUACCCUUCUAGGUGUGGGUGGAAUGGUGGGUUCUGGUCUUUAUGUACUUACUGGCACUGUAGCCAAGGAAAUAGCAGGCCCAGCUGUGGUCGUAUCAUUCUUCAUUGCCGGAAUUGCCUCUCUACUUGCGGCUCUGUGCUAUGCUGAAUUUGGUGCACGGGUGCCAAAAACUGGUUCCGCAUACAUGUUUACAUACGUUUCAGUUGGUGAACUUUGGGCAUUCCUGAUUGGCUGGAAUGUGAUUUUAGAAUAUAUGAUUGGUGGUGCAGCUGUAGCAAGAGCUUGGAGCGGCUAUCUGGACUCCAUAUUUGACCAUAAAAUAAAAAACUUUACGGAAACUCACAUUGGAACCUGGAAUGUGCAGUUCUUGGCUCACUACCCUGAUUUUCUUGCUGCAGGAAUCUUGCUCUUUGCCACAGCAUUUAUAACGUUUGGGGUUAGGGUGUCAUCCUGGCUGAAUCACAUCUUCGCUGCCAUUAGUAUGGGAAUAAUCAUUUUCAUCCUCAUAUUCGGCUUCAUCCUGGCAGAACCAAAGAACUGGUCAGCUGAAUAUGGGGGCUUUGCUCCGUUUGGGUUUUCUGGAAUUAUGUCUGGCACUGCCACGUGUUUUUAUGCCUUUGUUGGGUUUGACGUCAUUGCAGCAUCAAGUGAAGAAGCAAGGAAUCCUCAGAAGGCUAUUCCCAUUGCGACCGCUGUGUCUCUAGGGCUUGCCACAGGGGCGUACAUUCUGGUGUCCACUGUCCUGACUCUCAUGGUGCCUUGGAAUACAUUAAUACCCGACUCUGCCCUUUCUGAUGCUUUUUACAGAAGAGGCUAUUCCUGGGCAGGAUUUAUCGUAGCUGCUGGAUCCAUUUGUGCUAUGAAUACGGUUCUGCUAAGUAACCUCUUUUCCCUACCGAGAAUUGUUUAUGCCAUGGCUGAAGAUGGACUUUUCUUUCAGUUUUUCGCCAAAGUAAACCCAACCACCAAAGUACCAGUCAUUGGAAUUGUGGUAUUUGGUAUCCUGAUGGCUCUACUCGCUCUGAUUUUUGACCUGGAAGCCCUGGUGCAGUUUCUGUCUAUUGGCACAUUGCUGGCCUAUACUUUUGUUGCAGCUAGUAUCAUCGUAUUGCGAUUUCAGCAGGAGAAAGGUGACGCUUCGGCUGCAAGUGAUCAAGAGCAAAGUCCUCAGCAUCGAGAGCCUGAAGUCAAUUUAGAUAGGAUCCUUGGGGAGGAAAUGAAGGAAUACGAGUCUUUCUCUGAUAAGCUUCAGCUGGUUGAAAGUCAGAAAAAAGCCAAAGAGCGUAGAGAAACUGGACACUUGAAAGCUGCCUUUGAACCAUACCUCCGGUUCCUGAGUGACUGUUACCCUGGAGAGGUGGUCACUAUUGCAGUUGUGACAAUGAUGGUCUCCGCCAUCUGCAUGUGCUGCAUCUUGGUGUUUGGAAGCAAUCAGCUACACCUUCCUACAUGGAGUUUUUAUCUUCUGCUUGUGAUCUUCCUGAUUGGGUACCUAAUCAGUCUGUUCUUAAUCUGGGUCCAUGAACAGCAAAAGAAAAUAAAUACGUUUCAGGUUCCACUUGUACCACUGAUUCCAGCUCUGAGUAUCCUGUUAAACACAUAUCUCAUGCUUAAGCUGAGCGCUUUGACAUGGGUGCGGUUCGCAGUAUGGCUUGCUGUUGGGCUCGUUGUUUACUUUGGUUAUGGCAUCUGGCACAGUAAAGAGAACUUGCGAGGACCGAAGAACCAUGGGGUCACCGCACGUUAUGUGGUGUUUCCAAACAGCAGCCUUGAAGAAACCGUUCAGCAGGUCCAGCCAAAUGUUCAGGACACCAUGGGAAGGGCAGAGGUCAUAGAUGACGAAAUCCAGAAGAGAUGAUACCUAAAAAGGUCUAUUCUGACCCAACAAGCUAGGAAACCCUUAUGUUGUACAAUCUCCUUCCCUGGAAGGAAAUUACCAUUUGCACUGAAAAUCACAUUAAACAAGUCUUGUAUACUUGUACAAGAAAGCACAGAGAACAUAAUCAAGAGAUAUGUUUCUUCUACAGUUUGUAUCUUUUGGUAUGUAAAGAAGCCUCACAAGCUAUAUCUAACUGCACAAGGAUAAUGUUUUGGUCAUAUCAUACAAUUACAUGGGUAAUGUGUCCCAUAUAUGUCUCUAUAUUGGGAAGACAGACCUGAGCCCCACAACCGUCUUUAUGUUGGAAAGACAGUCCUCUGCCCCAUAACCUUCUCUAUAUUUGAACGACAGUCCUAAGCUUUUGACACCUUAGGCCAAGCUAAUCAGGACCUCAACAUCCAGAUAUCUGACCUACUGGUGUUAUGGGGGAGUAUUAUAUAGAUUUGGUAUGUUUUAAUGAAUUGUAGUUUUUAGUCAUCCCAGAACAAUUGCUUGUUUUGGGCCUAGUUUGGGUUUUAAAAAAAAUAUGGAAAUUGCAUUUCUAUAUUAUUAUUAUUAUUAUUAUUAUGAUUAUUAUUUAUACAUGAGUUAUGUACACCACUAGGUUAUGUAAUUAAGAAGAACAAAAACACAUUUGAUGGUCACAAAUUAGCAAAUACCUGUAUCAUUUCAACUGAUGAAGGUUAAGGUACGAACAGUUCUGUACUUGACAUAUUUUGUCAAUACCAAGAUAAGCUUGCACAUAAGUAACCAACCACAAGACCUAUGUAAGUAAUCACUCUGUCUCUCGAUGGCAAAAUUACCUUGAUGUAGUAAGCUAUGUGUUCUUGCUUUUGAAAUCGGCUUGGAACCACCAACAUUUCCGGGUGAGCAUUAGGUUUUAUUGCGGUAUCAAGGAAGAUCCUGCUAUACAUUCACUAAGAGAAUUUUGGCUCAUGCUUAUUUUUUUAAUCUCUGCUGAAUUCUAGGGAUGUUGGUUGGCUUGUGUGCCUUUCAGGAUUCAGCAGUUGGCCUUGGAUGGGUUGUAUCUUUUGAAUGUUUUCUCUUGCUGUCUCUAAAGUAGCUAUUGAAUUUUGGGAGGUUGGCACAUUUUUUUUCUUUCUCCGCAUGGACAUGGGACAGGCCAUGGCAAAAUUGAUUCAGAGCAGAACUUUACUCAUAAACGCUUGAUUAAAAAAUGUUUUUUUUAGCAAGGCGCAUACAUUCCAGAUUAAUAAUUAUGCUACCAAAAUAAGUGUGUGCUGUAAACUGCCUCCACCAUUGCUCCUGUUUCUUCUUGAUGAAGGCCACCAUUUUGCUGAAGGCCAGAGCCCAUUACCAUCAUUAAGAGGAACUAAAUCCAUAGUUUUUUUUUUUUUUGUUAAUAGUUUCAAAAAAGUUACAUUCCUAUAAUUCUGAGAUUGCUAACUGUCACAUUUGCUUGUGUCCUUAACCAAACUAUCAACCGGCUGAUGUCGUAGCCGAUUACAUGUGCACCACUAUGGCAGUUGCAGAUGAAAUGUAGUAGUAGUUUUCAUUGGCAGUAAAGGAUAGGAGGGUUUAAUUCCACUUUUACAAGGGAUUGUUGUUGUUAAUCAGUCAAAUUAACAGAGCCAGAAAUUGGGCAGUUAUAUUCAACAAUGAAAAAAUGUGAGCAUGAAAAGCCCACAUAGCCAAUGUACUGAGCCAUAUAGUAUAAAAUAAAGAAGUUUUAAAGUUAACAUAAAAAUGUUGGCAACAUCAGAAUUAAACAAUGGUUCUAACAAUACAAAUGCAUAGACUUAGAAGUGUAAUGUUUAAGGCUUGUUUCAGUACCAAAAGUAAAGAUUGUACAUAUCGUAAUUAUCUAAGCCAUGCCUACGCCUGAGGGCCGGGCUUUCAUAGUAACCGUUCAAAGUGGUGAAAACGGAGGAAACCAAGGAGAAAACGAGCAGUAGAAAAGAGAGGAAGGAGAAAAGGAGUCUCAGGCAAUCGCAACGCAGGGUUUCUAGAGCGAUAAAAGACCAAGACAGCUGAACAUGGGCAAUCUAAGAUUGACACACCUGGAGAAAUUUCCAAUGAGUGUCUGACAAUAUGGCUGUUAGCUUUUCGUUGACCAUAAUUUCGUUCAUUUUGACCGCUUCAAAAUGAAUUGGGGUUUUCCAAGCCCUUGCUAUCAUCAAUUUAAUUGCAGUAAAAAAGUGUAAUGUUAAUUGUCGCUCUCUGCAAAGUAUUUCUUCAAUCAGUUUACAGAGAAGGGUUUCAUAUGGGUUCUGUUUGAGGUCAGUAUGAAGCAAAGUGCGAAGUAAAGCAUAAACCCUGUUGUCAAGUGUUCUGUCAUUUAACAAAUGGUGCACAGUGAUCAUUUUAUACUUGAAAUUCUACUAUAUUCAGCAGAAUGCUCAAUAUAUCUACGUGUAAGACAUUAACAGUGAUAAUGACUUCGGAGUUCUGCCUUUUGUACAGCUAGGAUUUGUCAUUGUUCUUUGUUGGUUUUAGAGGUCCACGUGUUACGGACCACAAGUUGUGCUUCUCAUUAUAGCAGAAUAUAUGGGUAUUAUGCUAAGUAAAUGUUACCAGAUCAUAAAUGAAAUGCUGUAGAACUU
This is a messenger RNA of Rana temporaria (common frog), 4816 nucleotides long. RefSeq names its product cationic amino acid transporter 4-like. Bases 249 to 2231 code for a protein of 660 amino acids. The record is from RefSeq and is a predicted model, not a curated record. Gene Ontology annotation, cellular component: plasma membrane. Gene Ontology annotation, biological process: transmembrane transport; amino acid transport. Lineage: Eukaryota; Metazoa; Chordata; Amphibia; Anura; Ranidae. The transcript has 5 exons. Gene Ontology annotation, molecular function: amino acid transmembrane transporter activity.